UCUUUCCGACACAGAAGGAAAGAUUGUAAAGUAUUCCGCUUUUACCCGCCUCCUUCUGAUCUCCUUCUUCAUCUUGCUCACUUCACUUCACUUCACUUCACUCCAGAGUCGCUUUCCUUCCUGUAUAUUCAAGUCCUUUUGGAUAUUCUCUUACACUUUUAUAUAUAUUUCUUCACCCCCAGUCAGGAGGUUUGAGUCCACACGUCUCUCUGGUUGUCCUGGUGCAGAGUCGCGGAUCUGCUUAUUAAAAUGGCAGAUACAGAAGCGAGUCCGAGCGCUGUGGACAAACUCAAGGCUUACAUGCGCACCCGGAAAGGGACCAUACUGUCUGUGGAAAUACUCCUGAGCUUGAUCGUCAUCAUCUGUUACGCAGCGUCAAGGUAUGGCGGCUUUUCGGCAGUGGCGAUUUGUGAGAUGGUCUUCGCCAUCAUCUUCUUCGUCGUCUUCAUGAUGGAGCUGGAUAAACAGUUUUUGCUCGUCAACUGGCUUUGGAGUGAUUUGUUCCGCGCUGCCAUCGGUGCACUGCUGUACAUCAUCACCUCUCUGAUUUGUGUGAUCGGUGGAGCCGGAGACGGAGCGCGCAUUGCCGGCGGGGUGUUUGGACUUAUCGCAGGCAUUGUAUUUGGUUAUGAUACCUAUACAAUUUUUGCCGAUAUCAAGGCCACCCGAGGGCGGUCGACCGUCACCACAGAUGCUUGAACACUAUUAUAACAGCAGCAGCACCCGCCUGGGAAGACUCGGGAAGAAACAAGGGAUUGAAACAUGGCAAACUAAGAAUUUCUAAGGUUUUCAUGGUAUGAUGAGGUCACUGUUGUGGGGUUGAUGAGCGCUGCAUGGUGUUGAACACAUGACACAAACAGACUGAAAUAUCUGAGAUAGGGAAAUGAUUGUAUAUGAUAGUAAGCUGGAAUGAUUACUGCUUCAGGCCUGAGCACCACAAAUAAGGGUCAAAUUAAGGUCAUUUUAACCUCACAUGGUGCUUUCAGCCAUGAUUCGGAAAUUCAGAAUGGAACGGACCUUGCCCAAGUGAUCAAGGAUGCAUCACACCAAGAAAGGGAAAUGAAAAGAAGAUAUUUGGGCUGAGUUUGGAUUUGGAGAUGUGUCAAGUCUGUUUAUAAUAUAGCAUCACUUAAAUUGCGAAAGUGUAAAGUUUCAGCCACAACUGAUUUAUUUCUGACAGCUAACAUUGUAAUAAUCGUUUUGGGUUGUACAAGUUCUGGAUUUAAAUAAUUUAAAUUAUUAAUCUAAGUUACUACAAUAGUAGAGGUGAAAUGUUUCUAUCUGGUUAUUAAAAAAAUAGAAGUAAUAACAUAAGAUUUAUUAAAAAAUGUUUAGCCAUAUUUCUGUUUCUUAUUUGUUUUUAGGGUUUUACGUAUUGAAGUUUUAUUCCAUUUUUCCUUUAGCAGUAACAGAGAAUGUUAAGGGUGCUAACACACCCUGAUGUUUGAAUGACUGACUCAAGUCCUAAAAGGAUUAUGGAUGGUUUUUACGUUUAAUCAUGUUCGGUGUACACUUGCAGCAAGAAUAAAGCUAAAACACAGCCUUAUGCUCCUGAUGAUUCUACAGUCAAGAACUAAAACAUACUUUUUUCUUUUUGGAAGGGUGGGGUAGGGAGCUGUUUAAAAAAAAAAAAAACUAUGAUCUGGUCUAAAUUGUCUCUGUGCACUAUCUGAGUACACUAUUUUUUCUAGAUUGGCACAGCUCUAUAUAAACACAUUUGCUUGUUUUAUAUUGUUUGAUGUGAUAUCUCUUGACCAUGAAGUCCUGCCAUUAUUUCUUUUCCCUUCCUGUUUCCUUCUAGUGAGGUUACUAUGCUUUAUUGCUUUUUACACUCUCUUAGUUUUAUUCUUUCAUAGUAAAAACAGGCUACUGAAAAUAUUAUUAUUAUUAUUAUUAUUAUUAUUAUUUGCCUGUACUGUAACAGAGUGCCUUAAGACAUUGUUUUGUCAACAAACUCAGGAUACACCUUUCUUUCAAUGUUCAUUAAGUUCUUGAUAAAAAUGAGAAAGGAUGUUUUGCAGUAUUUUAUUUCCUUGUCAUGUUUCUAAUGUUACUGUUUUUCACAAAGCGAUGCAGAAUAAAAAUCUUAUAACCAAGUGCAAAUAUA
Molecule: messenger RNA, 2107 nt
Organism: Clarias gariepinus (North African catfish)
Lineage: Eukaryota; Metazoa; Chordata; Actinopteri; Siluriformes; Clariidae
Gene: plp2b
Product: proteolipid protein 2b
Exons: 5
Coding region: 250-699 (149 amino acids)
Cellular component (GO): membrane
Source: RefSeq, a predicted model, not a curated record